Molecule: messenger RNA, 1383 nt
Organism: Fusarium vanettenii 77-13-4
Lineage: Eukaryota; Fungi; Ascomycota; Sordariomycetes; Hypocreales; Nectriaceae
Exons: 4
Coding region: 1-1383 (460 amino acids)
Molecular function (GO): oxidoreductase activity, acting on paired donors, with incorporation or reduction of molecular oxygen; monooxygenase activity
Source: RefSeq, a predicted model, not a curated record
AUGGCUGAACCCGAGACUGCAAACAAAUCCCAGGCCAAGAAGAAGCUUAUCCUCAAUGCCUUCGUGGAGGCAUGUAGUGGGCAUCAGUCACCCGGCCUGUGGCAACAUCCAGAUGACCGCUCAUCCGAGUUCAACACCCUCAAGCAUUGGGUCGAGCUCGCUAAGCUACUGGAAACAGCUGGCUUUCAUGGAAUCUUCAUCGCAGAUGUUUUAGGUGCAUACGACGUAUACAAGGGCCCCAGAAACGUUGGACCGGCUGCAGGCUCGGGAGCCCAGUUUCCAGUAAACGACCCGCUUGGGCCAGUUUCUGCCAUGGCUGCGGCUACAGAGAGUAUCGGGUUCGGACUCACUGUCUCGACGACCUUUGAAGAGCCGUACCAUCUUGCGCGGCGACUCAGCACGCUUGACCAUCUAACCGGUGGAAGAGUCGGCUGGAACAGAUAUGCCAAGGCUGAUGAAUACAUGGAUGUGGUAUACAAACUCUGGCAAGUACAUCGUCGCCUGCAAUCCUCUUGGAGGGAUGACGCUGUUAAGCUCGACCGCCAAUCUGGGGUCUAUACUGACCCGGAACUCGUCCGCACGAUCGACCACGUUGGCAAAUUCUACAACGUUCCUGGCCCUCAUAUCUGUCAGCCCUCACCACAGCGGACGCCCGUAAUAUUACAGGCCGGUACCUCUUCCGCCGGGAAAGCUUUCGCAGCCAAGCACGCUGAAGCCGUGUUUGUUUCCACUCUCGCUCCGGGCAUUGUAGCUCAAAACAUUGCUGAUAUCCGUGCGAAAGCCCGCGAGCUUGGGCGUGACCCGCAGGCCAUCAAGUUCCUCGCAAUGGUUACUCCUGUUUUGGGCGCAACCGAGGAAGAGGCCCAGGGCAAGUAUAACGAAUAUUUGAGCUAUGGAUCCAAGGAGGGCGCACUCGCUCUCUUCGGGGGCUAUACCGGCAUCGACUUGUCGCAAUUUGACGAUGACGAGGAGCUACAAUACGUCGAGUCCAACGCCAUCCGGACGUCUGUGGAAACAUGGGCCAAGUAUGUUGCACACGUCCCCAAGUGGACUAAAGGUGCUAUCGUAGAUGAGAUGAAGAUCGGUGGCCUCGGGGCCACUAUCGUUGGAACCCCCGAGCAUGUAGCAGAUGAGCUAGAAAGAUGGAUUCGAGAAGCAGACGUAGAUGGCUUCAACUUUGCCUACGCUCUGAUGCCAAGAACGUUUGAGGAGAUCAUCGAGUUUUUGCUCCCCGUCUUGAGAAAUCGUGGGCUCUUCUGGGAGGGUUAUGAAGUUCCCGGGGGCACGUAUCGUGAGAACCUUUGGGCAAAGAAAGGGGCCGCAAGACCUCCCUCUAACCACCCUGCGGCUAAGUAUCACUGGAAGAAGCCGGAAUGGAGCUGA